GACAGAUUGGACGAAGCGAUGUUUAUAAAAUUUGAAAUCAAACAAAGGCCAAUUAGUUAAUAAUUGUGCGUUUCGAGGCGAAGAACAGCUUCAUAAUAACUCUAUGUUACAGUAUUAUAUCUGUAAUAUUUAUUGACGGAAGUGUCGGCUGUUUUGUUAUUAUUACAGGAGCGAAUAUGAAGUUAUUAAUAAUUUCCCUGUUGUUUGGGAUAUGUUGGGGUAGAAAGUUGCAUAUCCGAGCGCCAGGAUAUACAUACGAGUGCACCCACUGCCAACCGGAACAGAUACAUAUUGCAUUUGGAGAAAAACCUAACGACAUCGUCGUAACAUGGUCGACGUUCAACGACACGCAGGAGUCGCGCGUCCAGUACGGGGCGGGUAUUAUGGACAAGGAGGCGACUGGCUCCAGCAAACUGUUCAUAGAUGGAGGCAAGCUCAGGCGGAGCCAGUACAUACACACCGUCACCUUGAAGAACCUCGAGUUUAACACGAGAUAUGUGUACCACGCCGGCUCGGUGUACGGGUGGUCAGAGGAGUUCUGGUUCCACACGCCGCCUGCAGGCGAGGACUGGCCCGUGCGCGCUGCCAUCUACGGGGACAUGGGCAACAAGAAUGCACAUUCUCUAUCCUACCUUCAAGACGAGGCACAGCGCGACCAUUUCGAUGUGAUCCUCCAUGUGGGAGACUUUGCAUAUGACAUGGACACCAACGACGCAUUGGUAGGGGACGAGUUCAUGCGACAGAUACAGCCUCUGGCCGCCAUCGUGCCGUACAUGACAUGCCCUGGAAACCAUGAACAGGCAUACAACUUCAGUAACUACGCGGCUCGAUUCAAGAUGCCCGGCCGCGACUCGAGUCUGUUCUACAGCUUCGACCUUGGUCCCGUGCACUUUGUGUCUAUCUCCACUGAAGUGUACUACUUCACACGGUACGGACUGAAGCUCAUCGUCAACCAGUACAACUGGCUGAAAGAGGAUCUUGCCAAGGCCAAUCUGCCGGAGAACAGACGGCGCCGGCCCUGGCUGGUGGUGAUGGGGCACCGGCCCAUGUACUGCAGCGACUCCAACGACAUCGACUGCAGCUGCGAGUACACGCGGACCGGACUGCUCGGCGUCUACGGUCUGGAACCUCUCCUGAUGGAGUUCGGAGUAGACCUCGUGAUCUGGGCUCACGAGCACUCGUACGAGAGGACCUGGCCGCUCUACGACAACAAGGUCUACAACGGAUCCUACGACAAGCCCUACGUUAACCCUGGGGCUCCAGUACACAUUAUAACCGGUUCGGCUGGAUGUCAAGAAGCUACUGAUCCCUUCAGACCGGACCCGGCGCCCUGGUCGGCCUUCAGAAGCAGUGACUACGGGUACACCAGGUUCGUGGCGCACAACAAGACCCACAUCUAUAUGGAACAGGUGGACGUGGAUCUGAAGGGCAAAGUAAUUGAUUCAUUCUGGCUCGUCAAGAAUCAGCACAAAAAAUUCAACAUCAAACAUAAAAAUAAAGAAGCACAACAACUCUAGUUUUAUAUAGUUAUAGUAACUAUUGUUUGUUCAUUGGUGAUACAAAUGAGGCUAGAACAUAUUUACAGACAAGAAUGAGCAUUCCAUUACACCAUUCAAGGAAUUUCUUGUUCUCGAAAUCUCGACUGUGAUUUGUUCGACAAGUAUUAGUAAUCUCAAUU
Messenger RNA from Spodoptera exigua (beet armyworm), 1678 nucleotides. Lineage: Eukaryota; Metazoa; Arthropoda; Insecta; Lepidoptera; Noctuidae. The record is from the annotation of a GenBank genome assembly.